Sorex fumeus (smoky shrew) is the source of this 1398-nucleotide messenger RNA. It is a transcript of the gene BEAN1, whose product is annotated as brain expressed associated with NEDD4 1. NCBI's taxonomy places the organism in Eukaryota, Metazoa, Chordata, Mammalia, Eulipotyphla, Soricidae. The record is from RefSeq and is a predicted model, not a curated record. The transcript has 7 exons. The coding region runs from base 1 to 1320 and encodes 439 amino acids.
AUGGCACAGACAUUUGGUGACAUCAAGGACCCCCACCCGACGCAAAGGCCCACAAAGUUCCCUCUGCCUCUAUCCAGGAAAACCAAGACCUGCAAAGGAACUGGCGGGGCUGGGAUGGAAGAGAACUGGAUUCUCCUCCAGAGCUUCCCUAAUGACCCGCGCGCCAGUCCUGCCUGCGUCGCUUUAGCCCGGGAGCUGCGGGCGCAGCACAGUCGGAGCUGCGAGCGUGCGGCCGCGCGGGGCACGCGAACGGAGCAGACGUGGCGUGGCGAGCGGCCGGACGAGGGGAGGCGGAUAGAGCCCGGCCCCGCCCCGGUCGGCCCGGUCCGGGUCCGGCCCGGCCCGGCCCGCCCCUACGCGCCGCGCCCCCCGCGACGCCGGAGCCCGAGCGCGGCGGCCGCCGAGCCGGACCCCGCGUGGGAGCCGGCGCCUGAGCGGGAAACCCCGGCAGACCCGAAGCCGGAGCCGGCCGCGCGGCGCACCGAGCGGAACCAGGCGGCCGAGCCGACCCCGUACAACAGUACGGGCAACUACUACUCCACGUUCUCGGAGAAUGAGGAGCACAGCCACCUGCUCGUGUCGCCCGUGCUGGUGGCGAGCGCCGUGGUAGGUUUGGUGCUCCUCCUCUCCUGCAUCACCAUCAUCGUGGGCAGCCUCCGGCGGGAGCGGCAGGCGCGGCUGCAGUGGUACCACCAAGAGCGAAACCGUCGCCGCCGCCGCCAGCGCCGCCAGCAGCGCGACGAGGAGUAUGGCUUCAUGUCGGAGGGACACAUUUUCGGCCGCCGGAUGCGCUCCAUGUGCGGCACCCUUGACGAAUGGCCCAGGAACCUAGAGCUCAACUCUUGGGGGGAUGUGAACCCCGCGAUUUUCCACAGGAUGUACCCAGACUCUCCUCCCCGCUACGAGGACUGCGUAGGGCCAGGGGCCACCCAGCUCUACAUUCCCACUGAUGCUCCACCACCCUACUCGGUCACCGAUGCCUACCCACCGAAUGGCAACCUGAAUCCAGGUGCUGUGGAACCUGGCAUCCCGAAUCCGGUUGUCGUGCAGCCUGGCAUCCUGAAUCCAGGCACCGUGGAGCCUGGUAUCCUCAAUCCAGGUGCCCCGGUGCCUGGGGUUCUGGGUGCAGGCGGCCUGGAGCCUGGCAGUGGCCCUGGCCGCCCCAGAGAUGAGCAGGUGCACAGCAUCUCCAUGGAUGCCCUGCCCCCCUAUGAGGUCCUGGUAAGCAGCCCCCGCUCCAGCCUGCUGCCACUGCCGGGGCCUGGGCCCAUGAGCCCCCUGGACUCACCCAGCCUCGCCCCGGGAGGAGUGACUGAGUGAGCCAGCCAGCUAGGCCCUGUCAGUGCCUGAGGGAACCUCACCUCAUCUUUCAGAACAUGGACACACACACACACACAC